Molecule: messenger RNA, 2284 nt
Organism: Mycotypha africana
Lineage: Eukaryota; Fungi; Mucoromycota; Mucoromycetes; Mucorales; Mycotyphaceae
Product: Poly(A) polymerase central domain-containing protein
Exons: 6
Coding region: 96-1784 (562 amino acids)
Cellular component (GO): nucleus
Molecular function (GO): poly(A) RNA polymerase activity; RNA binding
Source: RefSeq, a predicted model, not a curated record
GCUUCUUUCACUUUUUUAUCUUUGUCUAUUUUAUUACCGUAGAGAGUGUCAUCGCCACUACGUCGACAAGCUAAAUCUGUAGCUGUAUAGAAUCAAUGAGUCAGGAAGUACAACAUCAGCAACCUGUGCGCCAGCUUGGCGUAACACCCCCUAUCUCUUCUGCUCCGCCUACAGAACAAGAAUUGAAGUUGACUGAUGAUCUGUUGAAAACGUUGAAAGAUUUUGGCUUAUUCGAGAGCGAACAAGAAGCACAGAAACGUGUUGUCGUAUUGGGAAAGUUAGAUAAGCUUGUAAAGGAAUUUGUCUAUAAAGUGAGCAAAUUGAAAGGCUUCCCUGAUUCCUUAGCAAGAGAAGCAGGUGGGAAGAUUUUUACGUACGGUAGUUAUAGAUUGGGUGUCCAUGGCGCUGGUGCCGAUAUCGAUACCUUAUGUGUCUUUCCUAAGCACGUUGAACGAGAACAUUUUUUUACCAUUAUGUAUGACAUGCUAAAAGAAAGACCUGAAGUAACUGAAAUAGCAGCUGUUCCAGACGCAUAUGUUCCAGUCAUCAAAAUGCACUUCUCUGGAAUUCCUAUCGAUUUUAUUUGUGCACGACUUGCAGUAGCUCAAGUGCCUGACGACUUAGAAUUAGCAGACAAUAAUAUUCUCAAAAGUCUAGAUGAACGAUGCGUCCGUAGUUUAAAUGGUUCCAGAGUUACUGAUGAUAUUUUACGUCUUGUUCCCAAUGUGAACACCUUCAGAAUUGCACUAAGAACGAUCAAAUUAUGGGCAAAAAGCCGUGGAAUUUACAGUAACGUCAUGGGAUUCUUGGGUGGUGUUGCUUGGGCCAUGUUAACAGCACGUAUUUGCCAACUUUAUCCCAAUGCCUGUUCGGCAUCCAUUGUCAACAGAUUUUUUUCGAUUAUGUCACGUUGGAAAUGGCCUCAACCUGUUUUGUUACGACCUUUAGAAGAUGGGCCGUUGCAGGUACGCGUAUGGAACCCUAAGCUAUAUCCUGCCGACAGAAGUCAUCGUAUGCCAAUCAUUACACCAGCCUAUCCUUCUAUGUGCGCCACUCACAAUGUCACCGAUUCCACUCGUAGUAUCAUGAUGAAUGAAUUUAAGAUAGGUCUUGAAAUUGUAGAAAAGAUCAUGAUGGGAAAAGGAGAAUGGAAAGAGUUAUUUCAGAAGAGCAAAUUCUUCCAUGCUUACAAGCACUAUCUACAAAUCACGUCAUCUUCCGAUUCUUCUGAAUCGCAGCUUAUGUGGUCAGGUCUGGUAGAGGCCAAAUUACGUCAGUUAGUUUUGAAAUUAGAGUUGGUGGAUAUGAUUACAUUAGCCCACCCCUAUGUUAAAGGCAUAGACAAGAUUCAUUAUUGUUUAACAGCAGAGGAAGUGGAUGCAGUGAACAAAGGCGGAUUUUUGCCUGAUCGAUCUUUUACUGUGGAAGAAGGAAGUCUUGAAACCAAUCAUAUGGAUUUGCUAAAGGCGAACGGCGUUGUGAAAGAAGAAAAUGAAAAUGAUGUAACAAGAGUUUUCACUACUACAUUUUACAUUGGUUUUGUAACAGCUCCAAAAGUUGCCGGCGAGAAUAGAAAGUUGAACCUCGUUUGGCCUGUGCAAGAAUUCACCAAGUUGGUCAAGGCUUGGGAUAAAUUUGAUGAAGCUCAAAUGAAGAUUCACGUUCAAAGCGUUAAAGGAUCGAAGUUACCAGCCGAGUUAGUAGGUGAAGGACGAAAUCUGAAAAGAACACAGGAAAAAGUGAAGACCAUUACGUCUUCCGAACAACCCAACAAAAAGGUAUGACUUUAUUAUCCUCUUCCUCUUCGACUUACAUAGGCUGUUUGAUAAGAUUGAUUUCCUCUUUGCGAUUAGGCAAAAACCAGCGUUGCUACCAACAAUAAUAGCAGCUUGAAUAAGAAUACCAAGGAUGUGACAGGUAUCAAUUCAAUUACUAAUGAUAAUAACAUAGAGAAAAAGCAUAACCUUAUUACUGCCACCACUGCAGCUUCCAUCAUUCAGCAAGAAGAAGUCCUAUCUUCUCAAACAGAAGAUAAAUCAGCAACACCAACACCCACGACAACAGCAACUAAUGUUUCCCCAGCUGAGGGUCUAUCUACUUCUGUGUCGUAGACAUGGCUCAAAGCUUCUUAGUUGUAAGGACAGAUGUAUAUAAAUAUAGUCAUUAAUAGUUUUCUUUACAAGCUAAUCAGUUAUCAAACCACAAAAUCCCUACUACAUAUAAAUAAAUACACGCUAAUGCAUAAUAACGCUUACAUUGAGAAAAAGAUGUAGUCAAGUCAUAG